AUGGAUGAAGUUUAUGUAGUUCCAGGAAGACCUCGCCGUAAAGCUGAAGAAAUGACUCAUCUUCAUAGGUACCAUGUUGAAAGCUUUUAUGUGGUUUUAGAUCUACAACUUCAGGAGCUAAACAACCGUUUCAAUGAGAAGAAUACAGAGUUGCUUUUAUGCGUGGCAUGUUUUUAUCCAAAGAAUUCAUUUGCUAGGUUUGAUAAAGAUAAAUUGGUUCGAUUGGCACAGUUCUAUCCAAAUGAUUUUUCUAGUAUUGAACUUCAAGUACUAGAUACCCAACUGCAGACUUAUUUUAUUGAUGUAACUUCUGAUCCUGCUUUCUCUACAUUGGAUGGUAUUGAUGAAUUAGCUCAAAAAAUGGUGGAAACAGGAAGACAUUUGGACUAUACGUUGGUGUAUUUGCUUCUAAAGUUGUCUUUGAUCCUACCGGUUGCAACUGCUAGUGUGGAAAGAGCAUUUUCUGCUAUGAAGUUAAUCAAGACAUCUUUACGCAACCGGAUGAGCGAUGAUUUAUUAAAUGAUUGCUUAGUGUCGUACGUUGAAAAAGAUAUUUUUGAUCAAGUUUCAAAUGAAGCAGUUCUACAACGAUUUCAAAAUAUGAAAGAGAAUAGAGGAAUAUUAUCCCGUAGUUCAUCAUAA
This is a messenger RNA of Ipomoea nil (Japanese morning glory), 642 nucleotides long. RefSeq lists its product as uncharacterized. NCBI's taxonomy places the organism in Eukaryota, Viridiplantae, Streptophyta, Magnoliopsida, Solanales, Convolvulaceae. The record is from RefSeq and is a predicted model, not a curated record. Bases 1 to 642 code for a protein of 213 amino acids. The transcript has a single exon. Gene Ontology annotation, molecular function: protein dimerization activity.